Molecule: messenger RNA, 10743 nt
Organism: Oncorhynchus nerka (sockeye salmon)
Lineage: Eukaryota; Metazoa; Chordata; Actinopteri; Salmoniformes; Salmonidae
Product: helicase ARIP4-like
Exons: 19
Coding region: 1320-5564 (1414 amino acids)
Cellular component (GO): nucleus
Molecular function (GO): ATP binding; ATP-dependent chromatin remodeler activity; ATP hydrolysis activity
Source: RefSeq, a predicted model, not a curated record
UAGUGUGUGUGCAGCCUCCACGUGAGUGUUUGUAAAGUGAUCCGGGUAAGGUGUGUGUUUGGAAUGGUCCCGGGACCUGGCUCCACCACGUUGUUGAGCGCCCUCUCUUACUUUUUCCUCAAUCCAUCUGUUCCCUCUGUCCGAAUGAACUCUUACCUCCAUUACCUAAGGCAGCCUCACUGAGGGGCCUGCUGACUUCAUGGGUGUCAGUUGGUGGUGCGACUCUCCCGGUGGAAGGGGUGUUUGUGACGGCCAGACAGAGCUGGGCUGCUUUCAGCCCCUCAUUGUUUUAUAAGUGUCCCUUGUGGCUCUGCUUACAGAACCAUGCUCUCAAUACUCUGGAAGUCUGGGGCAGUAUGGCAGAGUGGCGCUGACAUUGAUACUCUGGCUUGGCAAGAGGACAGAGAUGAGAUUCAUUCUAGAGUAGAAGGAUAUCAUUGCUUAUACAGAGAGGUCAUGGGUAAAGGUGUCUAAACCUGUUUUGGGGGUUUGAGUUCUUGGCUAGGAGGAGGUGGAAUCUUGAGUAAGGGGGAAUCUCGCUUUAGCAGUAGCUGAAUAGCCGUGGAGGGAGGUUUCAUACAUUUUAUUGUAUUGUCUAGUUUUGGUCCACUUUUUCUUUUUCUCUGUCUUUCUCUUCUCCAUCCUUCAAGAGUGCAUAUGUUUAGACGUGACAUGUCAUUUAUCAUUUGGCCACAUCAUCUACCUAACUACAUGAUGAAAUAUUUCCAUUGCUACUCUGUCUUUCGAGCGCCCCUGCCUGCAGUCUCUCCCCUGUUUUACACGGCACACAUGCUGCUCCUUCUGCCCAGUCGGCAUCUCUGCUCUUACUCUCCCUCUCUUCCGUAGGGUAGUGGUGUGCGUACAUAGACAGCCCCCCUGACGAGGCCCCCAGCUCCAGCAUGAAAGGUUAUGUAAUGAGGUUUUAGUAGAGUUUCCUGGUUGUCAAGAGCCUGACUCGACUCAUAUUGCCGCUUAGGACAGGGAUGAGCUAGCGUACUGCCACUCACUCAUCCUGUCAAUCAGUUAGUAGGGGGAAAAAACUCCUCAGAUAAACCGGUAACGCCGAAGACCAAAAGUAGAACAAGAAGCCAGGUUCUGCCUUACAGCUUGUAGGCGAAGACUUUUUUCACUCGAGGAAGUGAGUUUUCAGAGCAGACGGCGGUAGUCAGGCCACCUGUUCCCCCAGCCUCAGAGACCGGUAACAGAGAGAGUGAGAGAGACGACACAGAGAGAAGCGGCAAGCGGGGAGCAGCAUCACCACCACACACCCUCUACAAGCUUUUGGGACACUCCACACACCCCUCACGGAGAUUCUAAGCAUGCUGCUGCUGGAGGAGUCGGAGACCUUUGCAGACCAGCCUCAUACCGCUCCCUUUAGCUCGGGGAAUGAAGCACAGGGAGGGGACUCUGCGGGAUGGCAGUGCACCCCCCCAUCUACCUCAGCCUCGGGGGAGACGCCGUCCCACCCCUCAACACAGCCCCACUCUCGACCGUCCUCGCGGCCUGAGAACCAAAUUCCCUCGCAGUCCCUGAGUGGAACCAAGAAGAGGUCCCACUCCAACAAACCUGCACACAUGAGGAGGAACAUCAGAAAGCUACUGAGCGAGCAGCAGUUGGAGGCGGUGACCAAAGCUGCCCAGCAAGAGGAGCUGGAGAGGCGGCAGAGGCUGGAACAGCAGAGGAAGGAAGGGCACGUCCCUGUGGUCCUGCUACCUGAGUACACACCAGGACAUCUGUCUCAGAGUGUGUCUGCUAGCGUGGCCAAAAAGGAUCGUGUGAUCUGCCUGGACACCAGUAACAGCAGCACUAACGUCAGAGAAGACGACUCCAAAGCUCUGGUCCCAGAAUCACACUCGCCCAAAGAUGACGUGAUCGAGCUGAGCUCCGGCGAGGACGACGCCCUACAGGUCAGCAGCGAGUCCACCAAUGAGGAGGAGGAGCGGUCGGAGGAGGCCAGCGGCACCCACGUCAACGAUGCUGUGAACCAACCGGACGCCCUGGGGCGUGUCUUGGUCAACCUGAACCACCCUGCUGAGGAGGUAGACCUGUUCCUCUCCCCUCAACUGGCCCGUGCCGUCAAACCUCACCAGAUCGGUGGGGUCCGGUUCCUGUAUGAUAACCUGGUGGAGUCUCUGGAGAGGUCUAAGCGCAGCAGUGGCUUCGGCUGUAUCCUUGCCCACAGCAUGGGCCUGGGCAAGACCUUGCAGGUCAUCUCUUUUAUAGACAUCCUGCUUAGACACACGCAGGCCCACACCGUGCUCGCCAUCGUUCCUGUCAACACGUUACAGAACUGGCUGGCUGAGUUUAACCUCUGGGUCCCUUCCUCUGAGGCGUUACCCACAGACAUCAACCCCGCACACUUCUCCCCACGCAUCUUCAAGGUCCACAUCCUGAAUGACGAGCACAAAACCACGGCCAGCAGAGCGAAGGUGAUCUCUGACUGGUCGCUGGAUGGCGGCGUGCUCCUGAUGGGGUAUGAGAUGUACCGCCUGUUGUCCCUGAAGAAGAGCUUUGUGGCGGGCCGGAAAAAGAUGUCCAAGAAGCUCCAAGGACCAGUGGUCAUUGACCUGGAUGAAGAGAACCUGCAGCAGGAGCUCCUCAAAGACAUAGAGAAGGCCCUGUCUCGCCCAGGCCCGGACGUGGUGAUCUGUGACGAGGGCCACCGCAUUAAGAACUGCCACGCCAGCACCUCGCGGGCCCUGAAGAACAUCCGUACCCGGAGACGUGUGGUCCUCACGGGAUACCCACUCCAGAACAACCUGAUAGAGUACUGGUGCAUGGUGGACUUUGUAAGGCCUGACUUCCUGGGCACCAGGCAGGAGUUCAGUAACAUGUUUGAGAGGCCCAUUCUGAACGGGCAGUGUGUGGACAGUACGCCUCAGGACGUCCGGUUGAUGAGAUACCGAAGUCAUGUCCUCCAUAGCCUGCUGGAGGGCUUCGUCCAGAGGCGUGGCCAUAACGUGCUGAGAGACCAGCUCCCCUCCAAGGACGAGCAUGUGAUCAUGGUGCGCCUGUCACCCCUGCAGAGGGCCCUCUACAAAGAGUUUAUGAACCGCUUCAGAGAGGCAGGCAACAGCGGCUGGCUCAGCCUCAACCCACUCAGGGCCUUCUGCGUGUGCUGCAAGAUCUGGAACCACCCAGACGUGUUGUACGAGGCGCUGCAGAAGGAGAAUCUGGCCAAUGAGCAGGACCUGGACCUGGAUGACAUCACCAAUGGCCACGCCCUCUGCCCAGCCCCCUACCAGAAGGGCAAGACCCCGGAGGACCCCAACAGCAUCGGAGGGCUGAGUCUCAACGCUCUGCAGGAGAAGGCCAACCAAGUCAUCACCUACGAAUGGGCGAAGGAGAUCAUGUCUGACUAUAAACCCGGGCUCUUGGAGAACUCUGCUAAGAUGGUCCUGCUGUUCCACCUGAUCGACGAGAGUGUGAGGAAGGGAGACAAGAUCCUGGUGUUCAGUCAGAGUUUGUCCACCCUGUCAGUCAUCGAGGAGUUCCUGGCCAAGAGGCCCAUACUGGCGGGCAGCGCCAGAGAGGGCUAUAAUCAAAACUGGGUCCGCAACCACAACUACUACAGACUGGAUGGGAGCACAUCUGCUUCAGAGAGAGAGAGGCUCAUCAACCAGUUCAACGACCCGUCCAACACCUCCGCCUUGAUCUUUCUGCUGUCCACCAGGGCUGGUUGUCUGGGGGUGAACCUGAUCGGGGCUAACCGCGUGGUGGUGUUCGAUGCCUCCUGGAACCCCUGUCACGACGCCCAGGCCGUAUGUCGGGUGUACCGCUACGGCCAGAAGAAACCCUGCCAUAUCUACCGCCUCGUCUGUGACUUCACUUUGGAGAAGAAGAUCUACGACCGACAGAUCUCCAAGCAGGGCAUGUCCGACCGAGUGGUGGAUGACCUGAACCCGGUGCUGUCGUUCACGCGAAGGGAGGUGGAGUCUCUGCUGCACUUCGUGGAAGAGGAGCCUGACGUGUCACAGGUGCAACUACAGCCCCACCAAGAGAUAGAGGCGGGCAUCAGACAGGCCUGCCAGCUCUACCCUCACCUUGUCACCAAGCAACCCUUUCACCACGAGUCUCUCCUGAUGGAGCGACAGGGGAUGAAACUCACCAAAGUGGAGAAGAAGGCCGCCAAGAAGAGCUACGAGGAUGAGAAGCGUGCAUCGGUGCCCUACACGCGCCCCUCUUAUGCCCACUAUUACCCCGCCAGCGACCAGAGCCUCACAAAUAUCCCUGCCUUCAGCCAGCGCAACUGGCGCCCACCCCCCCGACAAGAUGAGAAGCCGGUGGCCAGUGUUCGCCCAGUUCAGUCGACUCCAAUUCCCACGAUGCCUCGCCAGGCGUCUCACAGCUCUGCCCCCACAGCAGACACCGAGUCCAGCUCGGGCUUUCCCAUCAACUACCUGCAAAAGGCGGGCGUAUUCGUCCAGAAGAUCGUCACCACCACAGAUAUCGUGAUACCUGAAACCAACAGUUCAACUGAUGUUAAGGCCAGAAUCAGUGCAGGAGAGAGCAUCCACGUCAUCAGAGGAACGAAAGGGACCUACAUCAGGACUUGUGAUGGGAGGAUAUUUGCCAUCCGCACUGCAAGCAAGCCCAAGGCAGGGGAAGAGAAGUCAGCUGCUACACCCAAAGACACCCAGAAGGUAUCGGAGGAGGCCUCCGCCAACGGCUGUGUGACUCGCCUGCUCUCCCCCGACAGCCCCGAAAUCCUGAGUGAACUCCAGAGGUACGAGGCUUCAACCAGAACCAAGGCCCAGCAUCAGCAGGGCUCCAAGGCUUCGUCUGCAGGUGCAGCGGCUCCACAGGAGAAGGCGCCGGCAGAGAGCAACAAUGGCAGCAGCAUGACUAGCCAUGCCAAGCCCUGGAGCGAUGCCUCCGCCCCGGCCAAGCCCAGCACAGAUGCCAUUGCUGCCCUGGACCUGAGGGGCACCAAGCGCAAGGCCUCCACCCCGUCCAACGUCGAAUGGGCCAUCAAAAAGCAGCCGGCCCCCAGCAAGCGGACCUCGGCCCAGUUGCCCCCCCAGGCUUUUCCCUUCGCGGCGGGCUAUGACCUCCCACCCAUGGGCCUCAACCCAGCUAUGCUGGGCUCCAUGGGGCACCCCAUAUUCAUGGGGGCCGGCUUGCCGUACUUCCAGUCCCACAGCCAGCAGGCUGACCACCGUCUCAUGUUCCCCAUGACUCCCGACCCCUUCGGCUUGGGGGGCGGCACCCUACCUAGAUCCUCCUCCACCAUCACCUCCCCGGCUGCCCCUGACUCAGCCUCCCUAGCUCCCUUCAUGCUGGGUGCUGGUAUGGCUGGCAUGCUGCCCCCAGGUUUCCCCAUGUCCUACGGCCAGUCCCUGUGCAUGUAUCCUAACUUGCUGCACCCCAGGGAGCUACCGGCCGCCACCCCAGGCCCCGCUGGCUCCAGCUUCUUCUCCCACUUCCCCUCCUCCUCUGGCCUGAUAGGGGCAGGGCUGGGUCGCUCUGAUGCCCACGGCUCGGCAGAGAACGCCGGUGGAAGCAGCUCAGACAGCAACAACGACGAUGAAGAUGAUGAUGUCAUUGAGGUGAUGGGACAAUGAGAGCCUCCAACUGUAGGAAAGAGGCAUGUGGGUUGUAGGGGACAGUUAGUGGAGUUGCUGGGGCUAGGAAAGCUGAAGAGAAAGGGAAGGGACAACCAAGCCCACCUCCUGCACUAGACCUAUUCCCCAUCCUAAAUGCAACAUGCACACCUUUCAAAUAACGAGAAUCUGUGUUGGAAUAUAACAGACUGGACAAAGCACCAAAUCCUUAUGCUGAAUAUCUUAUUUAAACAUUUUUAAAAAGGCAUAUCUGAACUUAUGUGAUGAAGAAAAAUGAACUUGGUGCUUCCAAAAUGUUGUCCUGUACUGGCUUUUGCAAAUCACUGAAGCAAGAGACUGCUGGGUUUGGACCUGCAAACCACUUCUUUGUCUUCUAUUUUAUUUUUUUAUUCCCAGCGGUUGAUGACAGACUAGGUUAAUAACUAACUGACAAUAGACUUGAGUUAAUAUGUCAAUUUUAUAUACGUAGUUGGUAGUAAUUAUUGUAUGGCGCAAAAUAUCAGUUACAUGAUAUUGUUCUUCAUUGUCAUUAUAUGCUACUGAAUAUUAUUUUAUAUAGUAUUCGUGCUCUAAACAUGUCACAACUGUUUUCAAAAUCGAUUUGAUUUGCCCUUGAAUUUACUGCGUUUAGUUUUUCAGAAAAUUGACUACUUGAGACUCAAUUCAAAGAAACAAUUAGGCUCUUUGUUGGGUGAAAAAUUAAGUCAAAAACCUUAAACUCAAAGAAUGUACGCUUAUUUACGACUUUAAUGCAGACCUUGAGGACAGGCAUCACACUUGUGAAGAUCUGAUUUCAAUUUUUGAUAUGUCAUCUACAUUUUUCAAAUGUACACAUCGUCUACAGGCGACGAUGUGAAAACUGUGAUCUUGCUAAACUCCAACUGUCCGAAGGGAGCUGAAUUGAAAAUGCCUUGCCUCUGUCUCUCUGAAUGUUACCUAGUGGGAGUAGAGAAACAGUGAGACGGGCAAUCCUAGGACCUGGAUCUCACACAUAGUCUUACUGUAGCUUUGCUAAGUGAUGCAAAUAUAACCCAUGAACCCUCUGGUGGUCAGGUGGGUCACCUGUCUACUUCUCUGUCUGUUUCUGCAUUGUGUACCCAAGGGUUCUAGAGUAGAGAACUUCUGUCAUAAUGACUCGCUCUGCCUUGUGGAUAGCAUGAACACUCGUUUUCAGUUCCUUUUUCUCAUCUUUGGCGUAUGUGAUUUCAACGGAAAAACAAACAGUGUUCAAGAGAUCAUUGUCAAACCAAAAUCAUUUGAGAGGAGUCAAAAAUAGCUGUGCCAAAAAAAGUACAAAAAGCAACCAAACAUCACCGUCAACUGCUAUUGGCCUAGAGAAGAGGGUUUCUUUCCCUAAUUUGGUCACAGUUUUGUCAUUAUAGACUUAGUGAGCUCACUGUAAAGAUGAUGCUGGCUUAAGACUUCACUGUGUAACAAAGUACCGGGACUAUGAUUUAGAGAGGGGGGAGGUCUGUGACCUGGUUCUGUUUAAUAAACAACAGAACUUUUCAUUUCUGUUACUGCUGACUGUUAUUACCCCCCUCAUUACAUACGUUGGCCGCCUACUGUCUCAUGCUGCAUUUACGUGCUAGUCGGAGCUAGGAAGCUCGGGAAUGUCCAACUUGCUAACUGGUUGAACGCGGCAUGUGUAUAACUACAACCAAUUAGCAAGUCGGGAAAUGUCUGACUUUCCGACUAGCAUGUGAACGCGGAAACUACCCAACACUUUGGGAAGAGGGAAGCCCAGCCCACCACCUCCACCAAGUCCCUAGCCUUGUCUCUUCAGCAAGAGCUUUAAACUCCAGUUAUUGAGUUUAUUAUGAGACCCUCACAUCAUCAGACUUGUUCAUCUUUCCAUACCAUACUUAUAAGGUGUUAAUUGACCUGUUAUUUCUAUUUUUUUAUGUACCACUUUUAUUUAUGACAGUGCAUAUUUAUUAAUUCCUUUUUUUGUUCUGUUUUUGUAAGGGAAAUGUUUUAUGUUCGUUUACUAGAACACGUUGAUUCUUGUUACAUGACUUGAGAAAUGCUAUAUACGUCUGAAUAGACGUCUGACCCAUAAGUGUGUGAAUUUCAGGACCAACCAGUCAAGGUGGUCGAACCACUCAUUAGCAGAUUGUUGAGUUUUUAUUUAUGUUCAUAUCAUCCAGAUGUUCAUGUGAAUCUAUCUAUCCUAAUUGCAAAUGAAAGGUAGUUCUCUCAGUAUUCAUUCAUCUUAAGUUGUUGAACCAACUGUUUUUUUCCCAUAGAUUUCUACUUGAAUGUAAGUAUUUAUUUAUAAAUCAAUUCAGUCGGUGACCAACUGACUCUCUUAAUUCCAGUUAUUAAAAUCAAGCUGCUGUCUUGAGGAGAAUGGCUGGAAGAGCCUGUAUGUAGUUAGUGAAUGGACAUGUAACAAUGGAUGGCUUUUAGAUAAAGAAAAUUUAGUUUCUAAAUAAAAUAAAAUAAUGUUUUGAAUGGAAUUUAAAUUUAAUUUACUUUGAUAACAGUUACUCUAAUGACACAGAUUCUCAAGCACUAGUUGAACAUAAGUAACACUUUCACUAAACUGAUAUCCUUUUCAACUUGGUUGGGGGGGAAUAGACACUGUGUCUGAAACUGAGCAUAUAGUCUAGAGACGUCUAUCAGAUGACAUUACCUAAAAUCAGAUGAAGAGGGCAAGAUUGAGUAUAGCUCACUCAAUCUCCUGUCCUAGAUGACAAUCCAUAGCAACAGGUUCAAACAAAACUGAUAUCGUUACACAGAGACUGGUGUACUGUUCUGUAUUUAGAAUGAAUUCAUAGUUGUCUAUUGCAUGCUUUUAGUGUUUGUAUUAGCUUUGGUGACAUGAGCUGUCUGCAAGCCGAUGAUUGCAUGUUUUGACUAAGAAACUGAAAUGAUUUACAUAGACUUUACCAAUCAUAUCUUAAAGUAACUGUCCAGUGUUUCCAGAUUUCUGACAUAUUUAUUUUUAACCUUUAUGAAAAUAAGAAUUUGUUCUUAAUUAAAAUGUUGGCCUAGGAACAGUGGGUUAAAUGCCUUGUUCAGGGGCAGAACAACAGAUUUUUACUUUGUCAGCUCUGGGAUUUGAUUUGGCAACCUUUCGGUUACUAGUCCAACGCUCUAACCACUAGGCUACACUGCCACCCCCAUAUAUGACCUAUAUAGUUAAUUCAUAUGGCAUAGAAAUGACUUAUAAUUAACUACCAUAUUACUUAAUUACAAUUUUUUGGAAGGAUAAUUUAAGUAUGUUAAAAUCAGCUUUUCUAUGUUGGAAUGGUGUGGGCAUACCCCAACAACAGAAUGGUGUGGGCAAGUAGACUGCUGAUUGGCCAGCUCAUCCUCUAUGAGGAAAUGUUUGUUUGUGAUACAAGUUUGAGGUGGUGUUUUAAGUGUUUUUUUGGCCACUCUAUGAGUUAACAGAAUAUGAACUUUUAAAUGUGAGAUUUUCACUGGACAGUUGCUUUAAUUACUUACAAGCCUUAGAUUUCAUCAUUAGCUAUGCAAGCAGAGUCUGUUAAAUUGUAUUUAAAAACAAGUGCUUUUAUCUUCUCAUUAUGAUAAUACUUAUUUGAAAAACAAAUAAGAAUUUAAAUGGACCCAACAUACAGUAUCUUAACAUGUAAAAGGAAUUCCAUGAUGUCUGCUUAUUCCAUGAAACUUGGCCAUAGUGGACUGGAUGUCACUUGACUUGUUUACCGCUCUUUGGUGUUGUAGCUCUGUGUUGCCCUCUGAUCUAUACUGUAAUGUUUUAACGCCUUGGGGAAUGGUAGGUGCAGGCAGAGAUCUGGGAAUAUCUAUGAUACACUGCCCUGGUUCUUUGGCUGAGUUUGGGUCUUCUUACAUGUCCUAGUAGCUUGGAUAUUCAUGUUUAAAUGUUUGAAGGCUUUCAGCGUUUGAGUUGCCUGCCCUUGGCCUUUACAUAAGUCAAGCAUUCACAUGUAUUUGGUUCAGUCAAAUUGUCCCCCUCGCCAUCAUUGCACACUCAUGAUUUAACCUCACUGUACCAGUGGUUUGUCUUUGAUUCUGUAGAAGCAGAGCUUGUUAUUCUGAGAGAAUUUGAUCAAUAUGCAAGAAGGUGACAAUGACAUUUGAAACACACAUCAGAGCAGUACAGUUGUGUCCAACGUGUGGCUAGCACUUUUUUGCUCCAUAAGCAAAAUUCCACCUAGGCAUCCCAGAUCCUUGCAUGUCUCAUCUGGGUCUUUUAGUCUCAUGUUUUCAGCACUGUAAGUGGACAAGGUCAUUUUAAUAGUGUUUAUUUUUCACAUGAUUGUGUUGUUUAUGGGUGUGUAUAUUUGUAUGGAUGUCUUCACAGAGGACAGUUUCCAGUUUGUUUCAAGUUUUAUUAGUCGUAUGUACGGGACACGUAUACUUUGUCCACAAAAUGCUUACUUGCAUAUGCACCAUUGUUCUUAGCUAGUCAAAGGUCACUCACUUGGGCUUCUGUGGUAGCCAACCAUUACCCACUUUGCAUUUUCUGCCAGUGAGCUAUUAACGUUAUCUUAGUUUGAUUUCCAAUGGUGGAAAAAGUACCCAAUGGUUAUACUUGAGUAAAAGUAAUAGAAAGUUACUCAAGUAAAAGUUAGUCACCCAGUAAAAUACUACUUGAUUAAAAAUCUAAAAGUAUUUGUUUUUAAAUAUACUUAAGUAUCAAAAGUAAAUGUAAUUGCUAAAAUAUAAAGUAUUAAAAGUAGUGAAUAUAUAUAUUUUUUUUUUGAGAUAGCCAGGGGCACACUCAGACAUUAUUUACAAAUUAUGCAUGUCUGUUUAGUGAGUCCGCCAGACCAGAGCAGUAGGGAUGACCGUGUGUUCUCUUGAUAAGUGUGUGAAUUUCACAAUUUUCCUGUCCUGCUAAGAGUUCAAAAUUAAAUAAGUACUUUUGGUUGUCAUGGAAAAUAUAUGGAAUAAAAAGUACAAUACUUUCUUUAGGAAUGUAGUGAAGUAAAAGUAGUCAAAAAUAUAAAUAGUAAAGUACAGAUAUGCCUAAAAACUACUUAAGUAGUACUUUAAAGUAUUUUUACUCAAGUACUUUAUGUCACUUGAUUUCAGACCAGAUUUUGCCAGUGCUCCGUCUGUGGUGUUUGAUUCUUGUAGCAUUCUGAUGUCAGGGUUUUGUCUUUUUUUAAGUCUUGAGAAAUGUGAAUUAUUUUUUAUUGUGGAAAUUAAUUACUGAAUAAAAUUCAUGUGUAUGUGGUUA